CGGCCGCCGCGCGCUGGUGGGGCGGCGGGCGCGUGCGGGGUGCGGGCGCGUGCGAGUGCUGGCCGGGAGGCGGCAGCGGCGGCGGCAUGGCGGAGAGCGAGGCCGAGACCCCCAGCACCCCAGGGGAGUUCGAGAGCAAGUACUUCGAGUUCCACGGCGUGCGGCUGCCGCCCUUCUGCCGCGGGAAGAUGGAGGAGAUCGCCAACUUCCCGGUGCGGCCCAGCGACGUGUGGAUCGUCACCUACCCCAAGUCCGGCACGAGCCUGCUGCAGGAGGUGGUCUACUUGGUGAGCCAGGGUGUCGACCCUGAUGAGAUCGGCCUGAUGAACAUUGACGAGCAGCUCCCAGUUUUGGAGUACCCACAGCCAGGCCUGGACAUCAUCAAGGAACUGACCUCUCCCCGCCUCAUCAAGAGCCACCUGCCCUACCGAUUCCUGCCUUCUGACCUCCACAAUGGAGACUCCAAGGUCAUCUACAUGGCUCGAAACCCCAAGGAUCUGGUGGUAUCCUAUUACCAGUUCCACCGCUCCCUGCGGACCAUGAGCUACCGAGGCACCUUCCAGGAAUUCUGCCGGAGGUUUAUGAAUGAUAAGUUGGGCUACGGCUCUUGGUUCGAGCAUGUGCAGGAGUUCUGGGAGCAUCGCAUGGACUCGAAUGUGCUUUUCCUCAAGUAUGAAGACAUGCACCGGGAUCUGGUGACAAUGGUGGAGCAGCUGGCCCGAUUCCUGGGGGUGUCCUGUGACAAGGCCCAGCUGGAGUCCCUGAUUGAACACUGCCACCAGCUGGUAGACCAGUGCUGCAACGCCGAGGCCCUGCCUGUGGGCCGAGGAAGAGUCGGGCUGUGGAAGGACAUCUUCACCGUCUCUAUGAACGAGAAGUUUGACUUAGUGUAUAAACAGAAGAUGGGAAAGUGUGACCUCACGUUUGACUUUUAUUUGUAAUAACAGAAACAGCAAACCUGCAUGCUCAAUACCCAGGCGUUCUACUAGCCCGAGUCCCGUAUGCAUUCCUUUAGUAAUUGCCGGACGGACGGACGAGCUCUGGAAGCAACAUGCGAAACAAGGGGGGAAGGACACGCGGGGAAACUGGAGAAAGUGUGAUUGUUUCCGAUCCAAAGCAGCUGUCUCGCCUUUAGAAUUCAGAGUCUCUACAUGUCUGAUUACAAACAUACAAAUCGCAGUUCUGAUGGCCUGUAUCAUAAGUAUAAAGUCUGUAACAUAUGCAAUUAGAAUGUCUACCUUUUUCAACCCCAAUAUUAUUUAUUGUAUUUUAUAGAGCUUUUAACUGGAAUCUAAAUAAAUGUCAGUAAACCAAAUAAAAGUUCAUUUCCGAGGGGAAUUAAGAGUGAGCCACACCCAUAUGAUAGAAAGAUCUCAGGGUUACCUCUUUAUUUUUGUAGUUUAUUACCUAAGGCGCAGCCAUUCCAUUCUUACUUGGUUCUGAGGUAAUGGUGGGAACAGAGCGUGA
Messenger RNA from Otolemur garnettii (small-eared galago), 1467 nucleotides. RefSeq names its product sulfotransferase family 4A member 1 (gene SULT4A1). NCBI's taxonomy places the organism in Eukaryota, Metazoa, Chordata, Mammalia, Primates, Galagidae. The transcript is spliced from 7 exons. Bases 87 to 941 code for a protein of 284 amino acids. The record is from RefSeq and is a predicted model, not a curated record. Gene Ontology annotation, cellular component: cytoplasm. Gene Ontology annotation, biological process: sulfation. Gene Ontology annotation, molecular function: sulfotransferase activity.